AUGUCUACUUCCGAUAGAACCAAAUCACUUUUGUAUUCAGAAAUAUUCUCGGCGGUUUUGACAUUUUCUAUCUGGCUCUGGUCCCUUGCCGGACCUCUACUAGGCAAACAAAUGGGAGAACAAAAUCCCGAGGUAAAUUCCAAAAGAGAUAUGGAUAUUAAUAAGCCCGGAGAUUCAGUUACACCUACAGAGAAAGCCCUCUCACGCUUCACCAUAAGUCCUCGUCCAUGCCUUUACCCAGCCCCAACUUUGACUUGCGAUCAGUGGGCUGAAAACCUUCCGCCUACAAAACACGUGCGAUUUUUCAUCGACACAAAUUGGUCAGCUACACCACUAGGACCUCUCUCAAAUUGGAGUAUUUCAUUACGGAUUCAUAUUUUUACAUUGUUUGCAGACUCUAAGGCAUCUGUGUUGUAUUGGGGCCCUGAUAAAGUUAAGAUAUACAACGAGCAUUUUCUUGGUCUCGCCUGUAAGAAGCAAACUUCACUAGAAGGCAUGGUGACUCUUAUCGGGUUUCCGGGGCUGUGGGAAAAAGUCGAGGCUGGGUUUGCCGAAGCUGAAGCUACAGGUAUGGCAACGAGAAUUAAGGAGAUGGAGAUGUAUGUUCAGAGGAGAGGAUUCGAAGAGGAAACGUACUUCAGCGUAAACAUUAUUCCUAUGCGAGGCAAUUCUGGAAAAGUGGAAGGCUUCUAUGUCCAGGCUCGCGAGAUCACUAACAUAACUAUCAGUGAGAGAAGAAGGACUAUGCUCAAUCACAUGGAAGUGACUCCGUCUGGGGGAGAGAACGAACUUAGCGUCAUUCCUGUUUUUAAGGAGAAUCCAAGAGAUAUUCCAAUGGCCAUGCUGUACACAGUGGACAAAGAGCACUCGUUUGGAAAGGUCUGCCUAAAACUUAGAGGCAUAUUAGGAAUGCCUCUUGAUCAUCCUAUGGCAAUUCAGGCUCUAGAUCUCAACAGCAAUAAUGGAGUUGCACCACUUCUUCGAGAAGCAAAAAAUAAGAUUCUAACUAUGGAUGUAGACAAUCGAUUUGACGGCGUCAAAUGGCACGGAUUUGGUGAACCUAGUAAGGUGAUAACUAUAAUCCCUAUACUUGCACCAUCUGGAUUUUUUGGGUUCACUAUUGUAGGAGCUAAUCCCCGGCGACCCAUCGAUGAACGAUACGAACAAUUCAUGCGAGACAUCUCAUCCAAGCUGUCAGCAAUCGGUGCUUCGGUAAUGACAUCAGAGGAGAAUAGGAAGCGUGAAGAAAAACUCCAGAAAGAGCUAGCAGAAAGCACUAAUCGAAUUCGAUUCAUGGCUGAGCACGCAUCUAUUGGUAUGCAGUACCUAUCAACUGAUGGAACGACGAUCUGGGCUAAUGAUGAAUACUAUCGAUUAACUGGCCAUCCUCGUGAAGAAGAAGCACACUAUCCACUUUCAUUCCUCGAUACAUAUGUACCUGAUGAUCGUGUUAUAGCUCACAAUGACUGGACUCGUCUUUUACAAGGAGAGCAUAAUAUUUCGUCUGAGCUUCAUCUAAAACAUGAGUAUAUCCCCCCAUCAGGCAACCCAGAGCCAUCGUGUGUGUUGAUGCAGUCUUUUCGAGUAACGGAAAAUGAUCAGCUCAGCUCGAUAAUAGUUUUUACAACUGAUAUAUCAACUUUUAAGUGGGCACAAGCUUCGGAAGCACGAAAAGCUGCGGAAGCUAGCGAGGCGAAGAGAAAGCAAGAAGAGUUCAUCGAUCUUCUUUCCCACGAACUUCGAAAUCCCUUGUCUGCUAUAUUCCAGCUCGCCGAUACCGUAAUCAACUCCUUUCCUGAAGGUCAACAUGUAUCAACAACUGAUUACGUCGAAGCAUUAAGGAGCAACAUUGAAAAUGCCAACACAAUUAUCAUGUGUGCAAAACAUCAAAAGAGGAUUGUUGAUGAUGUCUUAACUCUCUCCAAGCUUAAAUAUACAAUGCUUUCAAUUUCUCCUCGUCCAGCCCAACUUCCAAAUUUGACAAGGCAAACAGUGACCAUGUUUCAGCAGGAGCUGAUCUCUCACAAAAUAACGAUUGAAACUGUUGCAGAUGCCUCACUUUUAGAACAUGAAAUAGACUGGGUAAUGUGUGACAAAUUACGCAUUCAGCAGAUCCUCAUAAAUCUUCUGACGAACGCUAUUAAAUUUACAAAGAUGGAGAGCAAACGUGAAAUCGAAGUAAGAUUUGGUGCUUGUUUAGCAGAUCCACGCAGUCAUUUUCCGAAUAUGUAUUGGGCACCACAGCAGCAAUCUGAAGCUGCUGAUCUCACUACAGAUUCUGAAUGGGGCUACGGCAAAUCUCUUUACCUCACAUUAAUGGUACGCGAUAGCGGUGUCGGUAUGUCAAUCAGUGAAAUCCAAAAGCUCUUCACCCGGUUUGAACAAGCAAAUGAGCGUACCUCGAUACGAUAUGGUGGUUCUGGUCUUGGCUUAUUUGUUUCUCAAAAACUCGCCGAAAAACAGGGUGGUGAAAUUGGGGUACUCUCCUCGCCUGGAACUGGUAGUACGUUUGGAUUUUACGUAAAAUCAAGAAAGUCUGACAAAAACCUUGUUGAACACACAGAUGCUGGAAAAAAACUCGAAUUUUCUCAACCAACGCCUCCAUGCUCUCCCAUGGCGCCGUGUAUAAUACCACAGGCGAAGCAAGAAAACCUCGAAAAAAGUGCAGUUGAUCUUACAAAGAUUCAUGUUUUACUAGUCGAGGAUAAUAUCGUUAACCAGCAUGUCGUCAACAGACAGCUAUCUAAGGCCGGCCAUAAGGUUUACCUUGCUAAUCAUGGUGGCGAGGCUCUUGAGAUAAUUCGCCAAAUGGAUGUUUGGCAUGACACUCAUGACGGCAAGCACCUAGAUAUAAUUCUCAUGGAUUGGGAAAUGCCAAUUAUGGACGGCCUCACCUGCAGUCGCGAAAUUCGUCGUUUGCAAAUGGAAGGAAAGAUAAAUAGACACAUAGAGAUAUUGGCUACAACUGCUAAUGCCCGACCGGAGCAGAUCGCAACAGCUCUAGAUAGUGGAAUCGAUUCCGUUAUGGUUAAGCCAUUUCUCGUUAAAAACCUCAUUCAGCGCAUGCGCGAACGUCUAACCAUACCCCCGAAAUCAACUCUUUCAAUAAAAUCACUACCAUCCAGCUGA
Molecule: messenger RNA, 3129 nt
Organism: Blumeria graminis f. sp. triticale
Lineage: Eukaryota; Fungi; Ascomycota; Leotiomycetes; Helotiales; Erysiphaceae
Source: the annotation of a GenBank genome assembly